Otolemur garnettii (small-eared galago) is the source of this 2517-nucleotide messenger RNA. It is a transcript of the gene CERS2, whose product is annotated as ceramide synthase 2. Bases 411 to 1553 code for a protein of 380 amino acids. The record is from RefSeq and is a predicted model, not a curated record. Gene Ontology annotation, molecular function: sphingosine N-acyltransferase activity; DNA binding. The transcript has 11 exons. Gene Ontology annotation, cellular component: membrane. Lineage: Eukaryota; Metazoa; Chordata; Mammalia; Primates; Galagidae. Gene Ontology annotation, biological process: ceramide biosynthetic process.
UUCCCCAUCCCACAGUCCCUGAGUCUCUGCUGUCUUUACUUUCUUUCUGAAAAGCCUGACAGGGUUCUUCUGCCUUAUGUAUGGUGACUGGAUGGUUUGGCAUGGGCUGUCAGCCUUGUGUGCAAUUUGAUGUCCACUGAUUACUGUUCUGGAAUACAGCAUCAUUUGGGGACACAGUUGUGGUUUACCUUGGCUUCUUAAUUUUCCCCCAGGGACCUGCUACUGAGAUGGGUUGUAGGGAAGAGGAGGAAGGGUUUGCCCCAGUCCUGUGAUGUUUCUGGGUUUCCCCCAACAGGAAAGCUUCCAGCUAUGAGGUGGUCUAGAGGGUAGAGGAGAAUAGAGGAUGCCCCUGACUUUACUCAGAUUUUUGGUUACAACUUCUAGGACUAUAGUCCUGCCUGUCCUCCAGGAUGCUCCGGACCUUAUAUGACUAUUUCUGGUGGGAACGGCUAUGGCUGCCUGUGAACUUAACCUGGGCUGACCUAGAAGACCGAGAUGGACGUGUCUAUGCCAAAGCCUCAGACCUUUAUAUCACACUGCCCCUGGCCUUGCUUUUCCUCAUCAUCCGAUACUUCUUUGAGCUUUAUGUCGCUACACCACUGGCUGCCCUCCUGAACGUAAAGGAGAAAACUCGGCUGCGGGCACCUCCCAACGCCACCUUGGAACAUUUCUACCUGACCAGCGGCAAACAGCCGAAGCAGGUAGAGGUAGAACUUUUGUCUCGGCAGAGUGGCCUCUCUGGCCGCCAAGUAGAGCGCUGGUUCCGCCGCCGGCGCAACCAAGAUCGGCCCAGUCUCCUCAAGAAGUUCCGAGAAGCCAGCUGGAGAUUCACAUUUUACCUGAUUGCCUUCAUUGCUGGCAUGGCUGUCAUUGUGGACAAACCCUGGUUUUACGACAUGAAGAAAGUCUGGGAGGGAUAUCCCGUACAGAGCACUGUCCCUUCCCAGUAUUGGUACUACAUGAUUGAACUUUCUUUCUACUGGUCCCUGCUCUUCAGCAUUGCCUCUGAUGUCAAGCGGAAGGAUUUCAAGGAACAAAUCAUCCACCAUGUGGCCACCAUCAUCCUCAUCAGCUUCUCCUGGUUUGCCAAUUACAUCCGAGCAGGAACUCUUAUCAUGGCUCUGCAUGACUCUUCUGACUACUUGCUAGAGUCAGCCAAGAUGUUUAACUACGCGGGAUGGAAAAACACCUGCAACAACAUCUUCAUUGUUUUCGCCAUUGUCUUCAUCAUUACCCGACUGGUCAUCCUGCCCUUCUGGAUCCUGCAUUGCACUCUGGUGUACCCACUGGAGCUCUACCCUGCCUUCUUUGGCUACUACUUCUUCAACUCUAUGAUGGGAGUGCUACAGCUGCUGCAUAUCUUCUGGGCCUACCUCAUUUUGCGCAUGGCCCACAAGUUCAUAACUGGAAAGCUGGUAGAAGAUGAACGCAGUGACCGGGAAGAAACAGAAAGCUCAGAGGGGGAGGAGGCUGCAACUGGGGGAGGAGCAAAGAACCGGCCUCUUGCCAAUGGCCAUCCCAUCCUUAAUAACAACCACCGUAAAAAUGACUGAACCUGCUUGUCCCAGAUGCCUUCCAGAUUAGUGCAUAAAGUCAAGGAACUACUACACUCUCCCUACAGGGUCACUUCAAGCUCUGGGGAGAACUUCAAGCUCUGGGGAGAAAGAAGAGAGAAGAGAGUUCUUUGUGCCCUCCCUCCUUGCUUCUGUGUCACCCAGUUGCCUUUAAACCAAAUUCUAACCAGCCUAUUUACCCCCAGGUAGAGGGGAGGUUGGUUAUAUCCUUUGUCAGUGGGGGGAUAGUCUUAUUUUCCUCUCUAUCCUCCCAAGUUAUCCUUUCUAUUGCUUUUGAGACCCUUCCUCAGCUCCGGGGGUUGGGGUUACAACUCACAUUCCUUAUUCUUAUAAUUUGGCCCUAGCUGUCUGCCUUUGACUCCCUGACCUCCAGAGGCAGGGUUGUGCCUUAUUGCCCCACCUGAGGGCUUCGUCAUUCUGCCAAAGCUGGACCAAGGCUCACCUUUCUAAGCUCCCUAACUCAGGUCAGAAGCCAAAGCUGAGCUGAUUUUUAACUUCUUCCCUUUUAGACACAAAAGAAUUGAGUGUAGGAGGGUGUACGUGACCCUUACCCUACCUCUGCUAAAAGUGGGGGCUGUACUGGGGACUACUCAGAUGAUCUUUGUGUUAUUUCUCUGCCAGCUGUCUCUGUAACCACAGGUCUGAGAUCUGACUGCCUCCUUUCUCUGGCCUCUUCCACUAGGCUAGCUGGUUUGGAGUAGAAUGGCAACUAAUUCUAAUUUUUAUUUAUUAAAUGUAUGGGGUUUUGGUUUUAAACUUUAAGCCAGAACUACAGCUAGCACCUAGCAUUUCAGCAGAGGGACCAUUUCAGACCACAAUGUACUGUUAAUGUUUUUUUUUUUAACUAAAAUAUAUUAAAGAUUAAAUAAAAUGUGGCAAUAAAUGUCAAGGCUAUUAGGAAUUGAAAAGGGGGGGAUCAACUAAAUAAACUACAAUAAUCUUU